This is a messenger RNA of Marchantia polymorpha subsp. ruderalis, 6695 nucleotides long. The record is from the annotation of a GenBank genome assembly. Lineage: Eukaryota; Viridiplantae; Streptophyta; Marchantiopsida; Marchantiales; Marchantiaceae.
GUGAAACGCCUUCUCCAAGAAGAGAGUUCGGGUUAGUGCAGUCCGUACUGUCGCCCGCUCGGAGAUUCCGCCACGUGGGACGGCAGUCCGAGCAGCGAGCGAGCUCAGCAGUUUCCGCUGAAGGCUGCAGCUCUGCGCCCGUUGCCUUCUGGCGCCGGCGCUGCUGCAAUCACCUGUUCAAAUCGUCGAUACUUCGGCGAUGCCAUUCUUCGUGCUGCUAGCGCGACCGAUCGAUCGAUCGAUCGAACUUUCGGCUCACAGCGUCGUGAUGUUGGCGGCGAGCAGUCCGCGGAGCUUCUGUUUCUUUGAGGUUUUCGCCGUCGUCUGAAUCAAGAAUUUUUGAAGUUGUUUUCAGUGAGUGAACCUCUUUGCUCGUGAGAUGAGAUUUUUCAAGCGAAACCAAACCGCAAUGAUCAGCUAUAAUUUGAGGUGAUCGGAGAGAAGAUUUUCGGUGAAGUUAUGUGACACAAAUCCUGAUGUUGCUUCCAUAGUUUUUCAUUCAGAGUUCACAAUCACCGGUCCGCAGAAAUGUGCACGUUCCAAAAUUCGCUUGCUCUUUAGCCGAGACCCCCGCUCGUAGAGCCGGGGUCUCGGUUCUAUUCCAGCUUCGGUACAUGUAUCUUGAAAGUUGUAGCUUCUUCUGGAGAUGGAGCUACCGUCGAGAAGGGGAGAAAAGCCCUUGUCUUAGCUUGAUAAUUACAACACUAGCGUCAUUUGAACGUGAGUGCUCGGUCGUCAGACCUGUUACGCUGAAUGGAAGUAAAUUUUGUAAACUUUCGUCUCGAGGGACGAGAUGAGUUACGGAGCUAAUCGUGAAACUGAACUGGCCUCAGGAGCUCUGAGCUUAUUAGGCGAAUAUACAUCUUGCACCCGAUGCCAAAGCUCCAACAUUUCCAAAUACCAUGCAUGUGGCAGCUGAGGAAAACCAGUACGGGAAGUGGAUGGACCGGAAAGUUCCAUGAAAGAAAUAUGAAAGUUGGUAUCGAGCCGAUGGGGCUGUAGAGAGGAUAUAUAUAGACCAGGAGCCCUUCAGGCAGAAAUGUCAACAAAUUUCUCCGCUAUCAAGCCACCUUUCGUUAUACCCGAAAUUGAAGGAUGGCAAGGAUACACUGUGCUCGGAUUAAUUGGAUUUAUGUUGAUUGCGCUGGUGGCGGAACUCGCGCCUCCCUAUCUGGUUAUGAUGGGAACCCUGGUCAUUUUCUUAGCUCUUUCGAUUCUCGACGUCGAUGCUGCGUUGCAUGGAUUCGCGGACGAGGCCAUGCUGUCCGUGGCAGUUCUUUUCGUUGUAUAGAACAGUCCGGAGGUCUGGAGUAUGUCGCAUCUGUGCUGUUCAGAACUCCAGACAAAACAAAGGAACUGCUGCCUGGGUUUCGUCCAAGUAAAACCAAAGGUAGUAUUGUAUGGGUGCUUUUGAAGUUCAGCGUCCCCGUGGCCAUCUUCAGCGCUUUCCUGGCCAAUAUCCCUCUGGUAGCCAUGAUGAUCCCUCCUAUUGUGGAAUUCGGGAAGAAGGUAAACUUGCCUCCUUCGAAGAUGCUUAUGCCACUGAGCUAUGCAGCACAAUUGGGCGGCACAAUGACUCUCAUUGGUGCUAGUACGAAUCUUGUGGUUCUAUCAAUGGCAGCACAGAAGCUUCCCGACAUGAAGAUGAAUUUAUUUGAAAUUGGCAUAAUUGGUGUGCCAGUGACGAUCGCAGGAAUUUUUUACAUCCUAGCAUUCUCCGGAAAGCUACUUCCUGAUCGCAUGGCUCAGCAGGCAAGCAAUUUGAAUGCCAGGGAGUACAAUGUUGUGCUCGUCAUGAAACCAAAUUCCAGCUUGGCACGGAAGACCAUUGAAAAGUGUGGUUUAAAUCGCCUACCAGGACUUACCUUGCUCUCUGUAGACAGAGCUGGAACAGAGACAAAACUUCCUGGCCCAGACUUUGUUCUGCAGCCUGAAGAUCGCCUUCACUUUGUUGGAGUUAUCGACUCCGUGCUUCUCCUGGUACAACUCCACGGACUGGCUCUCACCGAAGAUGAGGGACAAGGUCAGGUUGAUCUUAAUCGACUCAAGACAAGCCAGUGCUUGGUCGAGGCUGUUGUUGCAUCAGAAUCACCCAUGGUUCACAAGCGCAUUGCUGAUCUUCAGUUUCGGGAGCAGCACAAAGCCUCAAUAGUAGCCAUACAUCGUUAUGGAACACGGUUGAGCAGCGCUAUUGGCGAUAUCAAAGUAGAAGCGGGAGAUUGCCUUCUAAUGGUGGCUGAUGGUCCAGAGUUUGUGAGCAAGCACAGGAACAAUUCAGCUUUUGCCCUCGUCGCUCAGCUGCCAGGAUUCAAGCCUCUCAAUAGGAAAAAGGCGGGUAUUGCUGCCGUACUUGUACUGUUCCUGGUGGUGGCUAGCGGCCUAGGAAUGAAAUUAAUCACGGCUGCCCUGUUCUCCUCAGCAGGCCUGCUGAUGACCAAAUGCCUCACUCCUCGUGAUGCGAUGGAGUCGAUUGAGCUCCCAGUGCUGAUCAUGAUCGCGGCAGCCUUCGGAAUUGCGGAAGGAAUGGUUGAAAGCGGAGCGGCUACUAUAUUGGCUAAGGGUCUCAUGGGUUUAGCUGGAACAUCUCUGUUCGGAUUAGUUGUGUGCACUUACGUCGCUACGACAUUCUUCUCUUUGGCCAUCACCAACAGUGCUGCUGUGACCAUUAUGUUUCCGGUCGCACUGGCAGCCGCAAAUCAUCAGAAACUCGACUUCCGCCCGUUCGCUUACAUCCUGAUGAUGGCGGCUUCUGCGGGGUUCAUGACACCAACUGGAUGUCCAACGAACCUGAUGGUCUAUACACCAGGAGGGUACAAAUUCUCUGACUUCUUAAAAUAUGGAGGACCUAUGCAGAUUUUGCUGCUGCUUGUGACAGUAGGCAUAACAAUGACCGCAAAGUACUGGUGGAUAUGGUGGCUUCUCAUUACUCUCAUCACGCUUAUAUCGACCCCUCUUAUCGCACGACAUAAAUCAACCAAACCAAAGCCACUAAUUGCUCCUACUACACCUGAUGUGAAGCCUACCGCACCGGACACAGAUGCAGAGAAUCCCAAAGCACCUCUGAAUCCAGGUACUGCAGACAGUUCUAAAGAUGUUUUGCGUUCUAUCCCUCCGUUAACAGAUGGUAAAACAAGUUCCACACCAGCGUCAUCAAAUCCUAUAGCAGGUUUAGCACCAGCUUCACUUCCAGGGGCCUCCGCACCCUAUACUAAAAAUGGACAGGAAGAUUUGUCGAGAAGGAUGUCGGGCUCUUCACUUGUAUCCAGCCCUCUGCUAUCAAGUUCCAGCCCAGAGCUACAUUUUGCUAUACCAGGGUCUCAAGAGCUCCCUCUCGGCAACACAGCUUCAAUUUCGUCGUCCUCAUCAACUUCCACAAGUUUCCCGAAUUUGACUUCAUUCAACGGUCCAGCCACCAUCACAGUCAAUCUGACUGAGCCAAUUUCAAAACCCGCACUGCCGAAAUCCACAGAACAAGGUUCACCUUGGAGACCAACAAUUAUUGGAACCUCCAAUCUUUCAACCCAGAAACAACCUCCAUCAAGUCUAGACAAAACAAGUCUCUCAUCUACAAUCCGAUCCGAAACACCACCAUGGAAACCUCUCACCUUGUCCGCUGAGGGAGAAUCACAUACUAAACCGUCGAUGUCUGUAUCCGAAAUGGGAUCAACUAAACCUGAAGUCCCGACAGACCAGAAAACACCUUCUCUUGUCUCUGUAUCCGAGCUUGCUCCUUCAACUCCAGAAAAGCCUUCAUCCAAAACCACUAACAAACCCACCGAAACAACACCUGGUCCUAGCUACCCAUCGCCUAUACUCUCAACUACGAGACCUGGAAUAAUGUUAAACAGAACGGCAAGCUUGCCAGUCCGAAUGUCACCAUCUCCUAGCCCUGUAUCGACGACUUUCCUUUCACCACCUGUCAAACCAAAUGCUUCCACUGUCGAGAUAAAACACUCUCCCGCGACAACACCAGUUCCAGAUUCUGGAACUCUCAGUUUGUCAAUUCAAGAACUACCUACACGAGCGCCAGUAUCUGUGCUCAUACCAGGAGCACCAACUGCUAGACACACAAGUAUACUUCCUCAAAACCCACCUCUUUCCACUUUUGGAGCCUUGUCAAUAUCCAGCAUUCCAGAACCUGAUGCAGCAACAGCUAAGCGUCCCAGUUUAAGCCCUCCAGAACCUCCUCCUAGUCCUAGCCCCGUUGCCUUGCCAGUUCCAAAUGUCCCAAGACCAGGAGCAGCAGCUGCCACGCGUCCCAGUUUGAGCCCUCAAGAACCUCCUCCUAGUCCUAGCCCAGUUGCCUUGCCAAUUCCAAAUGUCCCAGGACCAGCAGCAGCCAAGCUUCCCAGUUUGCAACCUCAAGAACCUCCUUCUCUUCCAGUUCCAGUAGCCUUGCCGAUUCCAAGCAUCCCAGGAACAGCAGCAGCCAAGCGUCCCAGUCUCCCCAUUCAAGAACCUCCUUCACUUCCAGUUCCUGUGGCCUUGCCGAUUCCAAGCAUUCCAGGACCUGGAGCAGCAGCAGCUAAGCGUCCCAGCCUGCCAACUCAAGAACCUCCACUUCCAGUUCCUGUGACCUUGCCGAUUCCAAGCAUUCCAGGACCUGGAGCAGCAGCAGCUAAGCGUCCCAGCCUGCCAACUCAAGAACCUCCACUUCCAGUUCCUGUGACCUUGCCGAUUCCGACCAUCCCAGGACCUGGAACAGCAGCAGCUAAGCGUCCCAGUCUGCCACCUCAAGAACCUCCUUCACUUCCAGUUCCUGUGAGCUUGCCGAUUCCAACCAUACCAGGACCUGGAACAGCAGCAGCUAAACGUCCCAGUCUGCCACCUCAAGAACCUCCUUCUCUUCCAGUUCCUAUGGCCUUGCCGAUUCCAACCAUCCCAGGACCUGGAGCAGCAGCCAAGCGACCCAGUUUGCCACCUCAGGAACCUCCUUCUCUUCCAGUUCCUGUGGCCUUGCCGAUUCCAAUCAUCCCAGGACCUGCAGCAGCGGCAGCCAAGCGACCCAGUUUGCCUCCUCAAGGACCUCCUUCUCUUCCAGUUCCUGUGGCCUUGCCGAUUCCAAGCAUCCCAGGACCUGGAGCAGCAACAGCCAAGCGACCCAGUUUGCCUCCUCAAGAAACUCCUCUUCCAGUUCCUGUGGGCCUGCCGAGUCCAAGCAUCCCAGGACCUGAGACAGCAGCAUCCAAGCGACCCAGUUUGCCGCCUCAAGAAACUCCUUCUCUUCCAGUUCCUGUGGCCUUGCCGAGUACAAGCAUCCCAGGACCUGAAGCAGCAGCAGCCAAGCGACCCAGUUUGCCGCCUCAAGAACCUCCUUCUCUUCCAGUUCCUGUGGCCUUGCCGACACCAAGCAUUCCAGGACCUGGGACAGCAGUAGUUAGACGCCCCAGUUUGAUCACGCCAGAUCAAACAACAACAGUAGAAGUAGCAACAGCAUUGAACCGUUUUAGCAAGACUGGAUCACUAGGUGACAUUUCUAAACCUAUCGUCAUGAGGACCUACGUACCGAAGCGACCAAGUGAUGCUCCCUUACCUACAUCGGCAGACUUGAAUCGGAAGUCUAUGAAUGGCGGUAUAAUCUCGGCUGCGAACCGUCAGUCUAUUGACAAUGUCCGAGCUGAAUGGAGAAGAUCUGUUACUCAGAGAUCAGAAUCGUCCAAGCCACUACCUCUUUUUUUCACGAGUUCAACUGCCUCGAAUCAAACAAAAGGCCUUACUUCUCAACCUUGGACAACACCCGUGCAGCCUUUACCCACACAUAGUCCAUCACAAGGAGAUGCGAAUAUGAGAAGAUCGUCCAAAUUUCUCGAGGAAGACUUGACUGGAGGAAUUUCGAGUCUUAUGAAUUCACGUAAGCUGUCUUCUAUUAGAGACACAGAUGCGUUUGCUGACAGAUGGCAAAGUACUACGACCUAAUGGACGCUAGUUUUAUAAAUGCUCUGCAAUCUGUACUUCUGCCCCUGAUGUGGAGAAUCAGGCUGCCCUUUUCUGAUUGAACAUUGAUCAACAUUUGCCCUUGUCCACCAUUCCUUGAUCAUAAACACCAUCCGCGGUGGUUACCAUUAGCAGGUAUAACGACAUGUAUUAUGCUCGUGAUCCUCUUACUUCGCUAAAUCAGGCGCUUAGCAGGGCACAUUACUUAGACGCUUCUGUUCCUCACAGAAUCCGUUCAUUACCAGUGAAGCUUGUACGAAGAGUUGUUUCUUUAGAUCACUUUUGAGUGGAAAAAAGGGGACUGUUGUCUGACAACGCGACCAGAUCCUUGGUUGGUGGUAAAAAUGCAUCAGGUGCUGCCAGCUUAAUGCCGGAUGACGUUUUAUAAUCAGCCACGUCACAAUCAGCCUAAUCAUUUCCACCUAAGAACGUAAUAGACGACAAUUCUCAAGCGUCUAGCACAUUCCUGCGACUGCUUUGAGAUGUCACGGCUCAAUGUCAAUGCCGACUAAGAGUUUCAUGACUUGCCCACUCAUGACUCACUGACAGAACGCUUUAUGGGUUAACGACUUGGACAAACAAGAUCGUGCAUUCAGUAUAAAGCUAAAAUUUUACAAAUCAUUUUGCUAGAUGUCUGUACUCAGCAGUACUGGACAUACAUAGGACUCUCGCCAUGGCUUGACGGUGGAUGUACAAAGUGAACAACGAAACGAAGUGCUUCCAUGAGGUAAUCGCAACAAUCGAAAUAUUUUAUAAUUUUC